UUAUUUCCCGAUCCAGGAUUUAAACCCGGGCAUCUGAAUUAUAAAGCCAGCAUCUCAUCCACUCGACUAUGGCCACUCCACCUUGCUGAUAAUAAUAACAAAAUUAUUAUCUAGGCCUACUCUUGUGAGAAGCAAUGGAUUAUCCUUUCAAUGAAUAGUUGCAAAUUCACAUUCAAAAUUAUUUAAAUUUUCAAGAAGAAACUUCAUAAUAGAAUAUUUCAAAUGGUAUUAGUUGGUUAGUAGUGUAAUAGUAAGUUAAUGAUAAUAGCUUCAUAUAAUACUGGGAGACGCAGGGAAACGAGAAGUUUUGAAAUUUCUAAGAAACAAUAUUCAAAUAUAAAACUAGUAGAAUACUAAUGGAAUGGCAUUUAUUCAUCAUGCAAUUUAUGUUCAUACAGUUGAAAUGUCCAAAUGUAUCUCUUCAUUUUCAAAAAUGGCGUUGGAAAGAUUUGUUCACAUUCGGGAUUUAUAGCCUGUUAUGGGUGGUGCAAGAAAACUGGAAAUUUUGAAAUAAAGUCAUUAACACUAAUAAAUUCCAUGAAAGAAGUGGAUUACCAAUGGAAUGACAUGUAUUCAUUAUGCAAUUUAUGAUCCUCCAAUCAAAAUGUCCGAAAGUUUCUUUUUGAGAUAAUUAAAAAAGAUAUGCUCACAAUUAAUUGGCUUUCGCAGUCUGUUAUGGUAUUAUAUAGAGCAAGGAACGGGAUACUUUGAAAUAAUGUACUUUCCACCAAUAAAUUACAUACUAGCAAAUUACUAAUAAAAUGGCAUAUAUUCAUAUUCAUCAUGCCCUGCAUAAUCAUUUUAUUGGAAAUUCUAAAAAUGCUUUUUUUAAUUUUUAAGAUGACAUAAGAAAGAUGUGGUCUCAUUCAGCGUUCACUUGAAAAUCUAUUUGCUGUGUGAUAUUUGAGGCAGGCAACCACCGCCCUAGAGCCAGUGGGCAGCCGAGCGACGACCCUGUCACAGUAGUCAAGUGCCCCCUGUAGCUGUCGCCGUCCCCAGGCGCCGUCCCGCGAGAUGGAUGGAGGCGGUGGGAAUGCGAAAUGAAUAACAGACGCCCGGUGAUGGUGAGAAUGGGAUGCUGGAUGCUGGGCGAACCUGAAGGUGAACAAGGAAAUGAGCGAAUGGAAAUGGGUGAAUAUGGAAGCUGAACAAUACUCCAAAUUACGCAACAUCGUGAUCCAGGGAAUCCCUGAAACGAAGGGAGAAGACAUUUAUUCUCUACUGGACGCAGUCGCCAAAGCCCUGAAAGUGACCUAUCAGCAGGGAGAAAUAUCGAAUGCCCACCGAUUAGCGCCCUCGAGAAACAACUAUCCAACAGCUAUAGUUGUUUCGUUUGUUCGUCGUCCAGUAAGGGCCGAGUGGCUGCAGGCAGCUCGAACUAUUAAAAUGAAGGCGUCUGACGUGAAUGCCUCCUUUGGUGCGACUCCGGUAUUCAUAAACGAACACUUGUCCAAGCACAACAGUUAUCUUCUAAAGCAGGCGAAGAAUAGAGUGAAGGCAGGGGAGCUGUCACACGCGUGGGUGCGAGAGGGCAAGGUGUUCGUGAGGAAGACGCCGGACGCGAGAGCACGUCGAGUCUACUGGGCGCUUGACGACCUGCCGACGCCCUCCCCUACGCCACUCAGUGAAAGUGCUAAUUUAAACGCAAAUAAGUGAAGGUACUGUAAUCCAUUUCCUUUGGUUUUCUUAUUCAUUUGUUAUCUCUGAACUAUCUUAUCUGAAAUUUAUUGAACUGAUUUGAAUUUAUUUAAAUUUAUUUAUAAUUUAUUUGAGUGUAUUGAUUUUUUUUUUUAAAGUCUUAUUUGAAUUGGUGAUUUCUUAUAUUGGAUAGUAGAAUGCAACAGAGUCCCGCUUGAUCGAAAUUUUAAUUGUAUAAAUACUGUUCCAAAAAUCUAAUUAGAUCUAUGAGUUGAAAUAAUUAUGAUUUAAUACUGUACAAAAUUAUUGCUCAUAAUAUCUGCUCUAAUCAUUUAUCACCAGCCAAUUGAAUACGAAUAUAAUUAUUAUUCGAUUAUACGAUUAUUAUACAAUUAUUUUUGCGUACCAUAAAUUUGCUUAAAAACAAUAUUAUCCCUUUGAUUAAUCUUCAUAUUUAAAAGGGAGGUACCUGAAGUAUGAAGCUUUGUUCAAUUUAAAACUUAAAAUAAUUAAGCCAUUUUCCGUUUAUCGUCUCAGUUGACUAGUUAUUCGGCUACAAAUUCUUCUGCUUGGUUUUUUAAUAAUUAACUUCAGCCUCUUCUGUUAAUAACUAGAGCUAUAACAUUGUUUCUUCAUUGAUACUCCAGUAAAAUUUUCGCACUUAUAUUAGGGUAUGUUUACUUUAUCCUCCAUUCAUUCAAUCAUUCAUUUCAUAUGACAGUAAAAAGAUCAGAAUUAAUUGAAUAUAGUAUUAAUAUGAGCACUAGAUUAAUUUAUGUGAUUUUCUUAUGGUUUUCAGUCCACAAGCUAUAAUAAUUUCUAGUAUGGUAAUAAACUAGUAAUAAUAAUUUAUUAAUCUCAGGUAGAACGGUUUUCAUUAUUUUUCUAGACAAUAUAUCAUUACUCAUAGUAUCUCUUUUUCUAUUUUAUUUUCCAAAUUGAUAGUCAUGAGAGAGGAUAAUAUUUCUUAAUAAGUUGUAAUAGUA
Messenger RNA from Nilaparvata lugens (brown planthopper), 2624 nucleotides. RefSeq lists its product as uncharacterized. The coding region runs from base 1114 to 1656 and encodes 180 amino acids. NCBI's taxonomy places the organism in Eukaryota, Metazoa, Arthropoda, Insecta, Hemiptera, Delphacidae. The transcript has 2 exons. The record is from RefSeq and is a predicted model, not a curated record.